AUCAACUGCAGAGUCAAGUAGACUGAAGCAAGAAGUGACAUUUGCCGAAGACCCCUAGUGAAACGGUGGCACUCCGGAGUGUCGGAAAUGCCAGUUCGCAGGCUGCAAAACGCGUGCUGUGCGUCACAGAAAAAGGGAAGCGCAAUCUUUACUGUUUAAUUAGCAAUUCUUAAUUAGGCUUCUGGCUGGAGUAAAUCAUGAGCAGGCUCUUCAUAGGAGGGAAAACAAUCGAGCUGGCUGGGGGGAUCCAAUAAAAAGGUCUGGCUUAUUAUUAGUGGACCUGGCUUCAUGUCCUCAAAUAUGCCAUCAGUGCACUUCUCCGAGAUUACUACGUCUAUCAUUUUAGAGACUGGAGUUACCCAAAGUGUCCCAAAGCUUUUCUAUCCUCGAGAAGGUGCUGACAGGGUUUAUUUCUUGGAUUCUUCUGCACAUGGUUUGGAAACCAUUCCAGAAGAUAUCCUGAGGAUGAAGCAUCUUGAAGAGCUUCACUUGGAGAAGAACUCCAUUAGGUUUAUACCCAGUGGGAUAAAAAACCUUGAACACCUCCAUGUUCUCUAUCUGCACGAAAACAGCCUGGAGAGCCUGUGUGAUGAGCUUGGUGAACUUCAUCAAUUGCAGUGUCUUGAUCUGAGUGACAAUCCUCUGACAUCGACGGAGGAGACUCUCCGGCCACUAAGUUGCCUUUGGGACUUGCAAGAGUUGAGGCUCUAUAACCUUGGCAUCAAGGAAGUCCCCAUCUUGAUAUGCAAAAAUGUUUACAACUUGCAGCUGCUUGGCCUUUCUGGCAACCAGCUUUCCACUUUGCCCAAAGAGAUUGUCAAUUUGACCAAACUUCAAGAAAUUUACCUCCAGAGAAACCUGUUUGAAGAGUUCCCCACUGUAUUGUGCCAACUUUCUAACCUGGAAAUUGUGGACCUGGAGCAGAAUGCCAUAAGCUGCGUGCCAGAUGAGAUUGCAUUGCUGCAGAAUCUGACCAAGCUUUUCCUGGCGUCCAAUCGUGUGUGCUUUGUACCUCAAUCCCUUUCACAGUGCACCGGCCUUACCUAUCUUGAUGUGACCGCCAACUGCAUCAGCAAAGUGCCAUGGAACGCUCUGACAGGCCUUGUGGAGCUCGCGCUGUCUUACAACAGGCUCCGUAUUUUACCCUCACAUGUGAGCAAGCUGGCCUUUCUGCAGGUGCUCUACCUAAAGAAUACAGGCCUACGGAACGUGCCAUGUCACAUUCGCCAGCUCUCUGAACUGCGUGUUCUGGAUCUCAGCCAAAACCGCUUCAGCACCUUUCCAGUUGCCGUCUGCUCUCUGCCCCGCCUGGAGAUGCUAUCAUUAGAUGACAACAAAUUAACACAGCUGCCUGCAGACAUCAAGGAGCUCACCCAGCUGAAGAAUCUGGGGUUGACCGGCAACAGGUUUGAAAUUUUCCCAGAGGAGAUCUGCUUCUUACCUGCUCUGGAGAAGCUGUACUUGGGGCAGGAUGAGGGGCUGAAACUUACACGUUUGCCGGACACAAUCUCUAUGAUGCAGAGCCUGAAAGAACUUUACGUGGAAAACAACAGCUUGACUGCUCUUCCUGCUGCCAUUGGCACUUUAGCCAACCUGAACAUUCUUGACUGUCAUAAUAACCAACUAACGGAGCUACAUGAUGGCAUCUGUAACUUACAAGCUUUAAAGAAGCUCUUCAUUCAGGGCAACCAGCUAAGUCGACUUCCCGAUGAUUUUGACCACCUGCAGACCCUUGAAGUACUUGAGCUGGAGGGUAACCCACUUUCAGAUCCCCCGAUGGAAAUAUGUACGACAGGAAUUGUGGCCUUGCACAAAUACCUUCAAGACAAGAGGAUGCGGCAGAUCAAAGCCACAAAGAUUCAGGCAUGGUGGCGGGGCUUGAUGGUGAGAAGGGGCCUAGGCCCAUUCAAGGAGCUCUUUGGUCAAAGAAUGGCAGCAAUCAAGGGCAAAGGAAAAAAAGGUGCACCACCAGCCAAAGGAAAGAAAGGAGCAGCAAGCAAACCAGCAAGUGGCAAGAAAAAGAAAUAAACAAGAAAAGAAGUCUGGGAAGUUUUUGAUAUAAUAACUACUUCUGUCAGAUUUUCUUAAUAAAAUAGGUAUUGAAAUGUGAAUGUAUUGUGAACUUCAAAAAAUGUCCAAAUGACUAACAUUCCUUUGUUAUGCCAUCCAUUUAUUACCCCAAAAUGGUUUCCUUCAUUAUAGGGCUGUCAGAGUGUACCCUAACAGUAUUUGGCACAAGUCAACAUUCCAAUCUUGAUUAGACAUUUACACAACACACAG
Molecule: messenger RNA, 2280 nt
Organism: Polypterus senegalus (gray bichir)
Lineage: Eukaryota; Metazoa; Chordata; Cladistia; Polypteriformes; Polypteridae
Product: leucine-rich repeat and IQ domain-containing protein 4-like
Exons: 6
Coding region: 289-2028 (579 amino acids)
Molecular function (GO): protein binding
Source: RefSeq, a predicted model, not a curated record